Molecule: messenger RNA, 5212 nt
Organism: Caenorhabditis auriculariae
Lineage: Eukaryota; Metazoa; Nematoda; Chromadorea; Rhabditida; Rhabditidae
Source: the annotation of a GenBank genome assembly
AUGAUCCCGCUCCUGCUGUUGAUGCUCUUCUCCGUCGGCCUCGUUGAAGCCGCCUACGAUCCCGAAUCUUUCCCGGUUCAGUUUUCGUCUUGGGGAAUUUCCAGUUUGAAACUUCGGGUUGUAAAGUCUGUACAGAUUUCGAAUGUCAAUUUCUCAAGCUCCGCCCCUGAAGGCGCGAUGAACCAAUCAGAGAGCGUUUCCUAAUGAAGUCAUUGUACUUUACAUUCCAAAUCUGGACAGGCUAGUAGUAUGAGCAAUACUGAGAAAUACUGAGCAAUAUCGACCCUCUUUCGUACGAUUUUUUUCGUAAUUCAGCCCUUUCCCAUUAUGUUGCCCCAAGUUUCGAACUAGUACCGAUUAUAAGAAAAAUCUUUCCUAAAUUGCCUAGGCGAUAGAAUUUUAAUAAAUGUGAAACAAAGAAGGUUUCAAGAGCCAAUAGGAUGUGAGCCAUAUGAACAAUAAUUUCUAUCGAAAAAUCAAAAUUUGUGAUUUUUUCCUGGCGUUCCACCAUAUGAGACGGGUCAGCCCCGGGAAGACCCGAAGCGGACACACUUGUGCGUCUGAUGACCCGGGCUCGGGCCUGCCCGGUCAUGGAAUGUUAUAACUCCACUCAAAAAAUGUUUGCAAAAAAAAAAAAGAAAUCUUGAUGUUGAUUUCUCAGUGAAAAAAGAGCCGAAAACUUGAUUUUUGUCCCAAAAAAUCCUGACAUUCGUCGUGCUUUCGUGCCGGGCCUGCCCUAUUUGCUUGAAGCCCCGCUAAGGCCCCGGGCCAGCCCUCGUCCAAGCCUGGUGCCAUCGUCUAAAGAUCCAUUUUUUCACUAGCUUGUAUCCCACUCAUUUACAUCAUUGCCGAUCGGGCCAGCCCGGGGCGAUUGCUUCAAAUUACGGGUCCUCGUUGAUAUUUCUGUGUUAAACGAUUUUUAGCAGGAAUAAUCAAAGAAAUGAGUGAAUAUUGAUUUUUUUUUUUGAAGAUUGUCGUGGCGUACCACGAGAGGGAAGGCCAUCGUUACAUGAUCGAGACGGACAUGAGAGACGGAAAAGUUCUUUUCACCGGCAUCACCGUCGGGUUCGCCUUUUUUUGCUUUAAAGAUCGAAAUUUCAUCAAAAGAGUACUAAAAUGUUAGAAAUUUCACGAAAAAAUGAUUUUCGGAUGAUUUUUGCUUCAUCUUAAGAGUUUGAGAAAAUUGAGAAAACCUGAUUUUUAGGUCAGAAAACGGCACAGAAAAGCUCCAAAAACUUCAAAUUUUGAAUGCGAAAUGUGGCUUGAUGAAAAAUUUCCGGCGGUCACUUUAGGGCAAUGGAAUAAGGAAAAUGGGGCCUUCUGGCGCCCUGAAGUUGGAAAUUUACAGGAAACAGAGGCUUUUGGCAUUUUUUAGGCCGUCACUGUAAUGAGAAGAAAGCGAACUUUUCACCAUGUAGUUUGAAAUCGGGAGGCCCUAGAGGGCCCUCAUUGCAUUCUGGGCCAAAUUCGGAUUUUGAGAUUUUUCCCAUUGUUUUUUAUAGCUUUGGAGCUUUUCUUCAAUGUUUUCUAGCUUUUUGAAGCUCCGAAAUUUGAGUUUUUCUAUUUUCUUGAUAAAAACCUUGAAUAGAAAAAAGUUCGGUAUCGUCAGAAAUUUAGCGAAAAAAUUCGGUUUUUUGUCGUUUUCAAGGCGUUAUCACUUUUCUAAGAAGGCGCAAUUUUCUUUCGGGAAAAGUCCUAAAAUGCACUAAUCGAAGUCAGGGCGGGACAAGUUUUGGCGAAAUUUGCAAUUCGAGACUUUUUUUUACUGAGCCUAUCUAUGCCCUGCCGAUUUCUUCAAGAAAAGAUUCCCAAAUUUUAUAGAAUAACGUUCAACUCGGUGUCGUUUGGACAGUUGGACAGCAGCGACUGUACGGCCCUCUACAAUGGACUCGACGCCUCGUACCGUUGCGACGGCUCCUUCUUCCUCCUUCACACGGAUCACAUGAAGUUUUAUCCAUUCUCAAGGAACAGGGCAACUGAUGCAAAAGUGUUUAGUAUGAAGCGCCAGAUCGCUAACGAAGAAAGCGAUGUCUGCAAGAGAAUCGUCGAGUUUGGUGGCGACGCCGUCGGCCUUCUCAAGACGUGAGAAUCACUUGAGUGGUCGCUUAGGCAAUUCAAAGAAGAUCACUUAGAAAUAAUCACUCUAGUGGUCGCUUAGACGGAUCAAAAUGAAAAUUGUCACUGGAGGGCCCAAAUCACUUUAGUAGACUCUCAGACGGUUCAUAAUAAACAAUCCCUAUUCAAAAUGCCGAAAAUCACUCUAGGGGGCGCUUAGGCGAUCCGAAACAAGAAGUUUCUACUUAAAAGGCCAAAAAUCACUUUAGUGAUCGCUUAGGCGAUUCAAAAUAAAAAAUGUGCUUGGAAGGCCGAAAAUCCCUUCAGCGGGCCCUUAGAUUAUUAAAAUCGAGGGUUCCCUCUCAAUUAAGGGCCAAAAAUCACUUUAGUGGUCGCGUAAACGGUGCAAAAUGGAAAAUUUUCACUUAAUAGACCGUAAAUCAGUUUAGUGAUCGUUUAGACGAUAAAAAAUUAUAAACUGCCCUUAAAGGUUCAAAAUCAUUCUAGUGGUCGCUUAGGCGAUCUAAACGAGUCGUUUCCACCUAAAAAGACAAAAGUCACUUCAGUGGGCCCUUAGAUUCUUCAAACCGAGAGUUCCCUUUCAAGUAAGGACCAAAAAUCACUUUAGUGGUCGCUUAAACGCAUGAAAAUUGAAAGUGAUCACUUAACAGGCCAAAAAUCCCUUCAGUGGGCCUUUAGAUUAUUCAAAAAGGAGAAUUCCUUAUUAGGGCCAAAAAUCACUCUAGGGGGCGCUUAGACGAAUCAAAAUGGAGAAUGUUCACUUAUAAGACCGUAAAUCACUUUAGUGAUCGCUUAGACGAAUCAAAAUCAAAAGUGGUCACUUAAAAAAAUCACUUUAGUGAUCUCUUGGGCGAUUUAAAAUAAAAAGUGCCCUUAAAUGGCCAAAAAUCACUCUAGUGGUCGCUUAGACAGAUCAAAAUGAAAAUUGUCACUGGAGGGCCCAAAUCACUUUAGUGGACUUUCAGACGGUUCAUAAUAAACAAUCCCUGUUCAAAAUGCCGAAAAUCACUCUAGGGGGCGCUUAAACGAAUCAAAAUGAAAAAUGUUCACUUAUAAGACCGUAAAUCACUUUAGUGGUCGCUUAGACGAAUCAAAAUCAAAAGUGGUCACUUAAAAGCACUUUAGUGAUAUCUUGGGCGAUUUAAAAUAAAAAGUGCCCUUAAAUGGCCAAAAAUCACUCUAGUGGUCGCUUAGACGGAUCAAAAUGAAAAUUGUCACUGGAGGGCCCAAAUCACUUUAGUAGACUCUCAGACGGUUCAUAAUAAACAAUCCCUAUUCAAAAUGCCGAAAAUCACUCUAGGGGGCGCUUAAACGAAUCAAAAUGAAAAAUGUUCACUUAUAAGACCGUAAACCACUUUAGUGGUCGCUUAGAGGAUCCAAAAGCAAGAGUGCUCACUUAAAAAAACCACUAUAGUGAUCUCUUAAGCGAUUUAAAAUGAAAAAUGUCAUUGAAGGGCUCAAAUCACUCUAGUGGUCGUUUAGACGCAUGAAAAUUGAAAGUGACCACUUAACAGCCCAAAAAUCACUCUAGUGGACGCUUAGACGAAUCAAAAUGAAAAAUUCCCUUCCAAAAGGAAAAAAAACGUAGUGCUCGCCGGCUCCAAUAAGACGCGGGCACAGUUUCAAAAUCACUUUAAUGAUUGAUUCAAAAUGAGAAGUGUCCACUUGAGAAGCCAAAAAUCACUCUAGUGGUCGCUUAGGGAUUUUACAACUGGCAGUGUUCAAAAAUCCAACAUGAAAACGUGAAAAAUUGAAGAAAACUUGGAUUUCAUUCAAGAAAAUGGCUUGAAAUGAGAGAAAGGAAAAAAUUGAUUUUUUUCUUUCCCUAGGGGUGCUCGUAAGAACAAACUUGUCGGCACGUUCAACAAGGAGGACCAUUCGUUCUACUACUACAACACCAACGUCAAUCCCCCCGUCAUGGUAUCUUUGGCGUCUUUUGAAUUUUUUCACGCUUUUUUCAAAUUAGCAACGCUAGAUUGGUCCCUACAGGGGUUAGGGAAAAGCAGCCCCUAUAGAGCUCCCUAGAAGGCUCAAACUUUAAGUGGUCCCUACAGGGGUUUGAAUCUUGAGCUUCUAAACCUUGAGUAGCCCCUGUAGGGUUUUUGCACAUCUUUGAGUGGAAAAAAAAAGAUGAAAAGGUCAAAAUGAAGCGUGUGUCGAUAAUUAUGACGCGGCUGAGGAACAUCGGAAUUUCUUGUUUUUGUGUGGCCUUUUUUCUGUCUUAAAAAAAUUAACUGCGUAAUUUUUCUUCUUAACUAGUUUAAAAACCUAUAAAUGAGGUAAAUUUUUUUUAAAGUUGCCAAAAACUCGAAGUGUGUCAAUAUUUAUAACGAAAUUUUUCUUGAGCUCAAUUUUUCAAGUUUUUUUUCGUGAAAGUUACUUUUAAGCUGAAAAAAAGAUAUGAAAAUGGACUAAAUAGAGUAGAAAAACGGAAAAAAGAUGUGUGUCAAUAUUUAUGACGCGUUUUUCAUCGCUUUAUUUCGGAUAAUUUUACACUUUUUCUCGUUCCUCCUAACGUACUCCAAGCGAAAUUUAGGGUUUUACUAUUUUUUCGUGGUAGCUUUUUUUUUGCCUUGAAAGUGCGCUCCAGCGAACUCGGAUCUUCGGAUUAGCCAAGAAAAAAAAAAAGAAUUUGAAGCGAAUUUUUUUACGGCUUCGAUGCUUUAAGAGCGAGAGAGUGUAGAAUUAAAGGAGAUACCAGAGAAAAAAAAAGAUCUGCGUCUCUUCACUCAUCACACUCUCUCGCCGAAGGCUUUACUCGGUGAGGUCAGUCUGACUUCUCUGCGCCCUCUUUUCUCUCAGCAUGUGCUCAUGAUUUUCUGGUGAGGGAGAAGAGAGCGCAGACAUGCUAGACAAUUUUUUAGUCUGACUGUCUUCCGUCUGACUGCUCUGCGCCCUCUUUCCUCUCAGCACGUUCUCAUGAUUUUUGAUGAGAGAGAAGAGAGCGCAGACAGGUUAGAAGAAAAUGAAGAGUUUUAUGCCAAAAAUGCUUGGGUUUUCUGUGUCUGUCCGCACUUUUAAGAUGUCUUUUCAGAAGCACAUCAAGGACAUCUUCCACGAAAUUGAACGAAAACGCAUCCAGAAGGACUCGUUUGAAGUUUUGUGCCUCAUGGAACACAACUACGACCAUUCUUAA